AUGCGCAAAUAAUGGAAGAGAACGAUUCCGAGUUGGUGUUGCGGGUUAAAGUAUUAGACGCCGAGAAGGAUGGUUUUGUAUAUAAGUACAAGAUACGCACAGUGACCAACAUGGACAAGUUCUCCGAGCCCGAGAUGACUACAUGCAGAGCGUUUGAAGACUUAGAGUGGCUGCACUGGUGCAUAGAAAAUCAACCAAACACAGACGGCAUUAUCUAUGGUUUGUCAAAGGUGCCGCCUCUUCCCAGACGUGCUGGCGGUCCGGUUCUGAGUACUAGAUUAGGAUCCAAGUUGUCACAAGCGAGAGGAGAGGAAAGCAAACCUAUUAGUGUCGAUCGCAUUGAAAAAUGCUGUAAAGCAGUGGAAAGGUACUUGCAACUGCUUGCCAGACAUCACGUAUUCAGUCAAAACGAAAGUCUACAUCAAUUUCUUGACACCAAAGAACUUCCUCCCAUGUUGAUGGGAAAGAAAAAUUGGAUACACAGUUUGUCACAUGUAGUAGCAGAAGUUCGACUUCAUGGGCGGGAGGACGUCGACAAAUAUUUUGGUGCCCAACGGAGUUUCAUUACAGCGAGUUCGGUGCGUUUGAAGGAGGCAAGCUUUAUGUUUGCAACAAUGGUGGAGUCACAAUGGGCUGUCUGUACAGCUCUUGGUAACCUGACUAGUCGUGUGUCUCUAACUGGCAGUAGUUUGUCGUCUGGAGAUCCGUGUCUGUAUAGAGUGCUGCUCAAGUUUGGUGAAGGUCUUGAUAUUUGUAAGAGUGCUGUGGAGGCGGUUGCAAAGUCCGAUGAUUUGAGUGUUGGGUUCCUGUUGAAUCUGUAUGAGAAAUACACACUAAGAGCAAAGGCAAUGCUUCAUCAUCGAUCUGUUCUUAUGCAAAAGAUGAAGACGACUGAAAGAAAUGCGGAAAAGGCUCGUCCAAAGAACAAGGAAGCUGCUGACCAAGCAAAAGAAGAAGCUCUAACACAUUUCACUGAAAUGUCUACAGUGGCAAAGCAAGAGUUGACUCGAUUUCACGAAGAACGAGUUCGUUCUUUCAAGGAGACUUUAAUAGAACUCGCUGAAUCUCAGAUCUCAAGCGGUCGAGAAUCUUAUGCUCAACUCGCCAAAAUACUGACUGAACUGACUAAAAUGGAUGUGAGCAGCUAGCGUAUGUAGCAUAUGCGAUCAAUUGGAUCGUUUUGUAUUGAGCAGUUGUUGUAUUCAAUGAUCAAUUGAAAUAAAUGAAGAUUGUGUAAUGCAACAA
Corticium candelabrum is the source of this 1245-nucleotide messenger RNA. Its product is annotated as sorting nexin-6-like. The record is from RefSeq and is a predicted model, not a curated record. NCBI's taxonomy places the organism in Eukaryota, Metazoa, Porifera, Homoscleromorpha, Homosclerophorida, Plakinidae. The transcript is spliced from 12 exons. Bases 12 to 1148 code for a protein of 378 amino acids. Gene Ontology annotation, molecular function: phosphatidylinositol binding.